Molecule: messenger RNA, 4683 nt
Organism: Copidosoma floridanum
Lineage: Eukaryota; Metazoa; Arthropoda; Insecta; Hymenoptera; Encyrtidae
Source: RefSeq, a predicted model, not a curated record
GUCAUAUUCUGUUGUUGCCCUGUUGUGGACGUUGGCUGGCUGCCAGUGAUGGCCCAGUACACGAUUACCGAUUGUCUUUGUUGACAUUUGUGGUUUAUUGCUUAUUUCGAUGUAUUUGGAUUUUCACCGGUGCUGUGCUUAUGUGCCAGUAGCUUUGGCUGCAAGUCGUUGCAAUUGUUGGUUAAUUGAUGAUGUUUUUUUCCUUCGAAAAAUAGUUUGAUGUCUCCAUUGUGCAUGGAAUUUUUUACUUAAAAAGUUAUAAGUUUCAUGGAUUUUGAUGAGAAGGAAACGUACAAGGAGUGCGAAGAAAGAAGAUGGAGGGGGACAAGAGGAGCUGCUCAACAGGAGCAGUGCUUGUUAUAAUGAAGAGGAGAACGCGUGCUAGGCUUCAGAGGGAAAUCAGCAGUAAAAGGCGGAGAGGUAAAAAUACAGCAUAUACUCACGCACAAAGCCAUGCUGAUGAUCAAAGGAACGUAGAUUUUCGAGCCAUGAAUUCCUUGUCUAAGUCACUGCUACUGUCGACGCUACUGCUACUGCUACUGCUACGACAUGAUGCAGUGGAGGCGUUGAGGGUCGAAGUAAAGGUUCCACCGUACCUCAAGAAAGGCGAGUCUGCCAGACUGGAGUGCAGGUACGAACUGGGCUCUGAUAAGCUCUACUCCGUAUCCUGGUACAAAGACAACGUACACAUCUACAAAUUCUUGAAAAAACAACAGGAAAAACUGGUAUUCAAUGUGAAUGGCGUCACGAUUGACCCACACAAAUCAAGCGACCAGUUGUUGCAGCUUCAGAGCGUGAUCAUCGACGCGACCGGCUACUACAUGUGCGAAGUGAACACCGACAGUCCUGUGUUUAAGGUCGUGAAGGCCAUGGCUUACAUGGAGGUCAUAGAUCCGCCUCGGGAGGGUCCAAAGAUUACCGGUGAAGAGGAGAUUUACGCCAGUGGUGAUAUUAUGGCGCUGAACUGCACCAGCGCCUUCUCGUAUCCAACGGCUCGGUUGCAGUGGUUCAUCAACGAAAUCGAGGUCCCUCCAGCCUCGGAAGUGUUGCAUUCGACGUAUCAUGGCCUUCACAGUACGCGUUCGAGUCUCCGGUUGGAGCUCAAACCAAGGCAUUUGACUCACGACAGAAUAAAAAUCACAUGCGUGCAGAUGGUGCGUUCGUCACCACAAGCUACCAUACCUUUUGUUGAUGUCAGAGAAACCCAGAUUUUUGUUCAAGGCCAGGCAAGUAGUCUAUCGAGGCCCUCGGCGGUGCUGUUCGUGCUGAUGCUGCUUUCGGUGCUGCUCUGCAAGGAUUAGAGAACGAGAAUUAAAAAAGUGAGAUAAAAGAAUUGUAGGGUUCAUCCACUAUUGCCAUUACUUUUUAUUUUAUUUUUUUUUGUUUUUGUUAUUAUUCUGGGCUGUACAUAUAAGUAUCGUUUCUCUGAAUCCUAUGGCAUGAUUUUUUUCAUUGGGUUUACUAGUGAUAACCUUUCUGUCUUUAAUUAAUUUUUAUUUUUACAGUUAAUUGGAUUUUUGUUCUUUUUUUUCCUAUUAUUUAUUGUAAACCAUAGCCACUCAAUACAAACAGCAUUAUAAAUUAGGAAUAAAAUAAGUAAUUGUUAAUAUUGUAAAUUAUCAUAUCAACUGUCACAAAAAAAUUCAUGAAAAUGCUGUAAAUAGAUGUCAAAAACGCAGCACCGUUUAUACAAAACUUGUAUAGAUCAAUUCAUACUAAAUAGUAUGCUGAUAAAUUAUUAUGAAAGUGUUGUUUUUAAUUGGCGUCAGAUAUAAAUACACAUCGUUUGCUACCCUACGAAUGAAUUCAGAGAAAAUAAUAAUACUUAUUGAUUUGCACUAAUUCAAUUUUGCCUCUUUCCAUCAAUAAAUAUGCUCUAAGCAAUUUUUUUUUCAUACUCCCAGUCAAAUAAAAAAAAUUUGUAUUCCCCUAGUGCUAAAAACAGAAUGGAUCAAAGAGAAAAAGUAUGUGUGUGUGUGUGUAAAUAGUUGUAUACUUGCAAAUCCCCUUUCCUGUGUGUGCAUGUGUCUCUGUACAUCAGGCAUAGUGAAAAAAAAGGAAAAAACAGCUAUUGAGCCAUUCUCCAACAUGUGUACUACGACCGAGCCCUAUUGCUAUUAUUAUUUAUUGUGCAAACAGAGUUGACAUACGGGCACAUGUCCGUGAUGUAGUAUAAAUAUGUAUACACUACACCGUGUACGUGUGAGCAAACGCCGUAGGUGUAAAAAAGUAGAAAGAUAGUGGUUUAAGCAUGGCAAAGAUAAAAAUAAAAAAAAAAAAAAAAAAAAAAAAAAAAAAAAAAAAAAAAAAAGAAUGAAGGUGACUGACGUGAUGCAAAUAAUGUCAGAGUUUCUCUCGCCCGUAGCGUGCGUUGUGUAUUGACACCCACGUCCCACCGUGUAAAUACGAUUCCAAACGUUCUGUAUAAAUUACUGUUGCUUGAAUGUUUAACGUUGCCACAUCCCUAGUGGUAAAUAAUGGAGAGGGAGGAUUAAAAAAAAAAAAAAAUAACGUAAAAAGUCGACACGUGUAACUGCACGAUAGGAAUUCAACGAAUGGUAUGCGGGAAUGCCGAAGCGGAAGGGCAUUGGGUAACGAGUUGGACUGACGCGUUUUGUUGGUAUUGGAUUGAUUGAGCGAGGUUGCCUAUCUUAACUUUGGGUGUUUGAUUUAACUUUUUUUUUUCAAGUUUACGAGAUCGUUCAACUUGGCUAGAGGUCAAAUGACUUUGGUUUUUUACAUUCGAUCAAAAAUAUUGUACAUUGCUACUGGUUCAGUUAUUUUUAUAAUAAAAAUCAGUCACGGGAUUAAACGUACGAGUCGUAAGACACGAGUCAAAUUCCUCCGGUAACGAUUAAAUGCGAAUUUUUCAAAAAAAUCUGAGACGCAAACUAAUGCCAAAUAAAACAAAAUAAAAUUUUUAUGAACUCGUUAAGAAUGAUAAAGUUAGAUUUUAAACUGAUUGUCUAUUAUAUAUUCACUCAAUUUAAGUACCUCCUUUUUUAUUCACUUGUACGUUAAUAUGUACUACUGCAAUUGUAAGAGAAGUGGGAGUUAACGAUCGCAAGUCACUUUUGUGGCCGAGAAAAAGGAAAGGAAAGCCUAAAGUUUGACUAAAAUUAAUCACGGGUACAGGUAACGGAGGAAAGUUUACAAGCUGAAAAAAGCCACCUCAUAAAUUGCUCACCCGCCCUUUCGUUGUCGUUGUUGUUGUAACUCGUAAAUCAGACAUAGGCAAAAGACGUAGGCAUAGGAGAAGAAGCAUAAUUUAUGAGGCCACGUUGUUUAAGGCUGCGUAAGCUUCGGUAGUAAUUAUAAGUUUUAAUUGGUACCUACAUGUGAUUAGUAAACACCCGACCAUCUCCGAACCACAAAAUCUCCUUUUAAUUCCAUUAAACUUCUAUAGUAUGGUAUACCGCUCUCUCUAAAGUAUCUCAAUCUGUGGCGUAACAGAGUGCAGUGGAUUAUGUAUAUAUUUUUUCCCCGAAAUUGCGUUUCGAAGACCAUGAUUAGUUUUGCUCUAUACCUCUUAAUGCAUCAACAAUGAGAAAAGUAAUGGAAUUUGAUAUAUACUACACCUAAGUUAUCAUCCCCUGUACGUGUAGGCACAAUUCAAUUUUUCUGUCAAAGCUAUACAAAAAUAAUUAUCAAAAUGUAAACUAUUUUUCUAAUGAGCCGCGAUAGGGUAGACAACCCACAAAAGACAAUGAUGUACCUUUUGGUGUGGCAGUGAACACGACGCCGAAAUAGAGGAAAGUAAAAGAAGACAAAGAAAAAAAAGUAGCUACCAAGGGUGGAAGGUACGCAUGACGAAGCAUACAAAAUUGUACGGAGUAAAAUACGCGCCAUAGGCAUGUACCGACCGCUAUUUGCGAGUAAUUAGGCCGAGUGCGCGUUGGUUUCACAUUGAGACGAAAAGUUUUUUGCAACUUGUAUGUGAGUAUGUGGGGCUUUUGACAGACAGAGGAGAGAUACGAGGCGAAGAACAAGAAAGGGGCGCAGAAAGCGCUGCUGGCUUUUUGUUCUCCUCCUCAGCGAGAGAAAGAAAGGAAGCGGAAUUGUGUCAUUUUUUAGUCUGACGAUUAUUGCGUGCAGCUGUGAUGACAGUGCAAGAGGGGCUUUUGUGUCUGUAACGCUUGGAUUCAAAACGAUUGGUCUUAUACUUUUUAUAUGCACAUGCAGGGAUGGUAACUUAUGGUGGUUAGUUAUAAGGUAGAGAUAAAUUGCCAAUUUUCAGAUGAGCAAUGAAUUUACUUUUUGUAAUCAAAAUCAUCGAAAAUUCCGUAGUACAUACAAAAUGUAUUUAUUUAUGUUAUUGCGUGGAAUCAAGAAUCAAUGAUAUGAUGAACAAAUGACGAUAUGAUUGCAUGAAAGUGUGUAUGUGUGGGAUGUAUAUAGUAUGUAAAUUUAAGCAAAACCGAGAGACAUAAUUCAUAUGUAGAUAGAAAUGAAGAUCACGUGAUUUCAUUCGAAAACAAUCCAACCUUAUUUUAGUAUAUACUUACGAUAAUUUGUUACAAUUAUAAUUGAAUGAAUGAAAAGCAACACGAAUCACAAGAAUUUUUCAUGUAACUUGAAACCUGGUUAUUGCACAUGGUGUUUAUGAUGUAUCAUCUAAUUUUAGUUUCUCAAAUUCUUCUUACAGUUUAAAAAUUAUGCGUUAGGCCUAAUGUACAUAUUCGA